CCAAUAAUAACUAUUUCCUCUUUUGUCUUUAGGUGCUCUUUUUUUCUCUCUCUCUUCUAGUUUAUGGAUUUCCGUAAAGAUGUCAGAUAACGCCAGAUGCCAGAGAAGCAGCUGCAGCAGCUGCAGCAGCAACAGAGAGCCAGAGCAGCAGGUGCAGUCAUAAUAAUAGAUACAGAGUCAGAGAUAGAUAGAGAGAUAGAGUGAGAAAAAUAAAAUUUCAGAGCAUUGGCAUGCAGCUCUGUAAUCAGAACCAUUAGUUCAUCAGAAGAUUCUGUAACAACACAAUGGUCCCUGAAAUAAAUAUACCUACUCCUCCUCUCCUCUAUCCCAUUUCCAAGUCCUCUAUCCCAUUUCCAAGUGAUAAUAAACAUUGAACCUGCUCUGUUUCAUUUUACUACUAUCACCAUCUAUCACUUCAUUUCUCUGCCUCCUUCAAGUUCAUUUCUCUUCUUCUUUCUUCUCUUUCACUCUGCUUGAUGAUGAAUGGUUCAAGGAACAGGUUCCCUUUUACUUCUUCUCAGUGGCAAGAGCUUGAACAUCAAGCUCUUAUCUACAAGUACAUGGCUUCUGGUAUUUCUAUUCCACCUGAUCUUCUCUUCACCAUCAAGAGAAGCUACUUGGACUCUCCUCUGACUUCAAGGCUUUUGCCUCACCAGUCUCAACACUUUGGUUGGAACUAUUUGCCUAUGGGUUUGGGGAGAAAAAUAGACCCAGAGCCAGGGAGGUGCAGAAGAACUGAUGGCAAGAAAUGGAGGUGCUCCAAAGAAGCUUACCCAGAUUCAAAGUACUGUGAGAGGCACAUGCAUAGAGGGAAGAACCGUUCAAGAAAGCCUGUGGAAGUUUUGAAAACAACACCAACAACAGCAAUAGAUGCAGGAGAUGCUUCAGCAGCACCAACAACAAUGUUAUCUAUCACAAAAAAUAGUCCUGCACUCACCCCAACAACCACUCAUGACCCUUACCAUCACCACCAUCACCCUCAAAACUCUUCCUAUGGCUCAUCUUCUUCCCAUCUUCAGCACCCUUUCCUCUACCAUCAUUCCCCACCUUCAAGGCCUUCUGGUGUUGGUUUGUCUUUUCAAGACAACAACAGUGCUCCUAUGUUUCUUGACACUGGUUCUUGCUCUCACAAUAACAACACUGAUUGCAGCAGGUAUGUUUAUGGACUGAAAGAAGAGGUGGAUGAGCAUGCUUUCUUCACUGAACCUUCUGGAACCAUGAGAAGCUUCUCUGCUUCCUCCAUUGAUGAUCCUUGGCAGCUCACACCACUGACUAUAAGCUCCUCAUCCUCUUCAAAACAGAGGAACUGCUCUGGUUUAUCCAAUUCCAAUGACACCAACAACAACAACGAGUACUCUUACUUGCAACUUCAGAGCCUCAGUGACAACUCAAAGCAAACACAUCAAGAUCAUGGUUUCUAUAGUGAUAACAAGCCUGAAAAUUUCAUGAAACUUGGGAAAGAAGAACCUCAGAAGACAGUUCAUCGCUUCUUUGAUGAAUGGCCCCCCAAAAGCAGAGGAUCAUGGCUUGAUUUGGAUGAUAAAUCAUCCACCACCCAGCUUUCAAUUUCCAUUCCCACAUCUUCCCAUGAUUUCACAACUUUCAGUUCCUCAACCCCACGAGAUGGUUGAGCUCAGCUUUCAGUAGUGGGGGUCCCUGGUCCCAGAACUUGAAUCAAAGGCCAAGAAUGUACUUACAUGGUGGGGUUCAUGUUCUGUGAGGAUUUUUGACUUUUUUCCCUUGAGUUGUUCCCCUUUUCCCAUCUGUUUUGUAAUUGUUGUUCAAGUGGAUUUGUGUCUCCGUGGAGGGAUCCAAUGUGUGUAGUUGUGUGUUUGUAUGCUAUUGCUUUCAAAAUUUUGUUCUUUCUGCCAAGCAUAGUUUUCAGUCUCU
Lotus japonicus is the source of this 1890-nucleotide messenger RNA. RefSeq names its product growth-regulating factor 5-like. The transcript is spliced from 4 exons. Gene Ontology annotation, biological process: developmental process; regulation of DNA-templated transcription; DNA-templated transcription. The record is from RefSeq and is a predicted model, not a curated record. NCBI's taxonomy places the organism in Eukaryota, Viridiplantae, Streptophyta, Magnoliopsida, Fabales, Fabaceae. Gene Ontology annotation, molecular function: ATP binding. The coding region runs from base 477 to 1631 and encodes 384 amino acids. Gene Ontology annotation, cellular component: nucleus.